ACUGAGAGGAGAAGGUGGAGCAUCAGAAUGGGCAGAGCUUCACCUGUUGUAGAAAACUGUAUCCUGGGCUGAGAGGAGAGCAGAGAGAGGACCAUGAUGGUCAGGGAACACCUGGAUGUAAGACAUCAGGGAGGGAGGAAGGAGAAUCUGAGGGUCUGACAGCACACACAGCUGAUAUCUACAAGUUUUUGGACCAAACAUGGCAGCAGCUUCGGCUCUUCUUCUCUGCACGCUGCUGAUGGUCUCUGGAGGCCCGAGUCUGGCCAACGUGGCGACGACAACAACCGUGAGCCCGGCUGAGGUCUCCGGGAACGGCACGGGUCACGGAGCAGCCCAGAUCACCGAGUUGCCCAUCGUAACGUGGAAGUGGCACCACGUGGAAGCCCCGUACCUGGUGGCCCUGUGGGUCCUGGUCUGCUGGCUCUGCAAACUCCUCAUCGAGGCCAACCACCACGUGACCGAGUACAUCCCGGAGAGCGCCCUGCUCAUCUGCUGYGGCUUCAUCCUGGGGGGCAUGAUCUGGGGGGCCGACAAGCAGCAGACCUUCAAGCUGGCCCCCAGGACCUUCUUCUUCUUCCUGCUGCCUCAGAUCAUCCUGGACGCGGGCUACAGCAUGCCCAACAAGAUGUUCUUCACCAACCUGGGGGGUAUCCUGAUCCACGCCAUCAUCGGGACCUGCUGGAACGCCGCCAGCGUGGGGCUGUCGCUGUGGGGGUGCAACAAGGGCGGGGCCAUGGGAGACACAGAGAUCGGUCUGCUGCAGUACCUCCUGUUCGGCAGCCUGCUGGCCGCCGUCGACCCGGUGGCCGUCCUCGCCGUGUUCGAGCAGGUCCACGUCAACGAGGUCCUCUUCAUCAUGGUGUUCGGAGAGUCGCUGCUGAACGACGGCGUCACUGUGGUGCUCUUCAACGUCUUUGAUGCGUUCGUGACGCUUGGAGGAGCUAAAGUCACGGCAGCUGAGAUCGUUAAAGGAAUAAUUUCCUUCUUCGUGGUGGCGUUUGGAGGUUCUCUCCUGGGGUUCGUGUUCGGGCUUCUCAUCUCACUUUUAUCCAGAUGCACCAAAAACAUCCAGAUCAUCGAGCCCGGCUUCAUCUUUGUCGUGGGGUACCUGGCCUACCUGACGGCUGAGAUGCUCUCCCUGUCCUCCAUCCUUUCGAUUACUUUCUGUGGGAUCUGCUGUCAGAGGUACAUGAACUCCAACCUCAACGAGGAAUCUGUCAAGACAAUCAAAUACGCCAUGAAGGUCUUUGCAAACGGAUCGGAGACGAUGAUAUUUGUCUUCCUCGGCAUCUCCGCCAUCGAUACGACAAUCUGGGUUUGGAACACGGGCUUCAUCCUCCUCACGCUCCUCUUCAUCUUAAUCUACAGGUUCAUGGGUGUGUUUUUCCUCACCUGGUUCAUGAACAGGACCAGACUGGUCCCCAUUUCGCUGAUUGAUCAGGURAUCAUGAGCUACGGUGGCCUGCGAGGGGCUGUGGCUUAUGGGCUGGCAGUGCUGCUGGAUGAGGCGAAGAUAAAGGAGAAGAACCUGAUGCUGUCCACAACGCUCAUCGUUGUCUAUUUCACYGUAAUUCUUCAGGGCAUAACCAUGAAACCUCUGGUGAAGUGGCUGAAGGUGAAGACGGCGGCACAAUCUGAGCUCACACUGAUUGCAAAGCUGCAGAACCGGGCAUUUGAACACACUCUGGUUGCCAUUGAGGACAUUUCAGGACAAAUUGGACACAACUAUAUGAGGGACAAGUGGUUUAAGUUCGAGGAGAAGUACAUGACGUGGUUCCUGGUGAAAGCCUCGGUGAGGAAGAAUCAGGACCGCCUCAACAACGUCUUCCACCAGCUGAACCUGAAGGACGCCAUGUCCUACGUAGAUAAGGGCGAGCGCAGAGGUUCGCUGGAGUUCAUCCGCAACGAGGGCGCCUUCAUCGACUUCAAGAAGAAGUUUGAUGAGGAGAUGUCCGAGGUCAUGCCUGACAUCAUGGCCAACAUGUCCGACGACAGAGCUCCACCCAGAAGAAGAGACACGGUGCCGUCAGUCAGUUUGGAGCUUCAUGAGCAGAACCUGAGAGGAAACAGAACAGCUGAAGAUUUCAACUCUCACCACCUCCUGCAGCAGCAUCUCUACAAGUCCAGGAACCAGCACCGACACAGGUACAGCCGAAGCCACUUUGAUAUCAACAAAGAUGAAGACGAAGUCCUGGAGAUCUUCCAGAGGACCAUGAAGAGUCGCCUGGAGUCCUUCAAGUCUGGAAAGAUGGGCGUGGCCCCGCCAAAGACGAUAACAAAACAUUCGAAGAAAGAUCAGCAGCCCUGGAAUCGAGAACCCGGCCUUCAUGCCGGACAUGGACCCGUCCUCGGCGCUGCACGUCCCUCCCUGGCUGGCGGACAUGGAGCUGGACUCGGUGGCUCCGUCUCAGCGGGCUCAGGUCCAGCUGCCCUGGACACCCAGGAACCUGCGCCAUCUGUCCCCGUUCCAGACCAGCACCAGGUCCAGCGACUCCUUCCAGCUGACCGACGAGCACCAGGGGGACCAGGAUGACCUGCCCCCUCCCCCAACACCUCCCCCCCACUGAGACCAGCUCCACCUGUACCUGGACCCAGCUGCAUAGACCCAGAACCUGACCUCAGACUUUGCACCAGACCAGACUCUGGACCAGAAGAUGUUUGUUUAUUUAAAAAUCUGCUUUUUCUGCUUUAAUUUAAGUCCGAUCUGCUGCAGGAGCUGCUGCUGCUGCUGCUGCUUCUUCAACCUGAUGAAAGUUUGUAAAAAAUGAAUAAUUUGAAUGAUUUCAAGUCAAAUCUGAUCAGAAUGUUUGUGUUUCAGCUGAAGAGGGAAAAAGGUGUAAAGGUUGUAAAAACUUUCAUGUAUUUAUUGACAAAUGUAGCUUUGAUGUGAAAUCUGUUGUUAAACUUUAUUUACAUGUUGGAUCUAAAAAUAAAAAAUUAACAGUUUUUGUUUAAA
Molecule: messenger RNA, 2956 nt
Organism: Austrofundulus limnaeus
Lineage: Eukaryota; Metazoa; Chordata; Actinopteri; Cyprinodontiformes; Rivulidae
Gene: slc9a3.1
Product: solute carrier family 9 member A3, tandem duplicate 1
Biological process (GO): regulation of intracellular pH; potassium ion transmembrane transport; sodium ion import across plasma membrane
Cellular component (GO): apical plasma membrane; brush border membrane; plasma membrane
Molecular function (GO): sodium:proton antiporter activity; potassium:proton antiporter activity
Source: RefSeq, a predicted model, not a curated record